CCCCCACCGCGGAUGCCGCGCAGGAAGAGGAAUGCAGGCAGUAGUUCAGAUGGAACCGAAGACUCCGAUUUCUCUACAGAUCCUGAGCACACGGACAGCUCUGAAAGCGAUGGCACAUCUCGACGAUCCGCCCGCGUGACCCGUUCCUCAGCCAGGCUCAGUCAGAGCUCUCAGGAUUCCAGCCCAGUUCGUAAUCCACCAUCCUUUGGCACAGAGGAGCCUGCCUAUUCUACGAGGAGGGUGACCCGCAGUCAACAACAGCCCACUCCUGUGACUCCAAAAAAAUAUCCUCUCCGACAGACCCGCUCAUCUGGCUCGGAAACAGAGCAAGUGGUUGACUUCUCUGAUAGAGAUACUAAAAAUGCAGUGGAUCAUGACGAGUCUCCACCACGCACCCCAACUGGGAACGCCCCUUCUUCAGAGUCUGACAUAGAUAUAUCCAGUCCAAAUGUGUCCCAUGAUGAGAGCAUUGCCAAGGACAUGUCCAUGAAGGAUUCGGGAAGUGACCUGUCUCACCGUCCCAAGCGCCGCCGUUUCCAUGAAAGCUACAACUUCAACAUGAAGUGUCCCACUCCUGGUUGCAACUCCCUAGGGCACCUUACAGGAAAGCAUGAGAGACACUUCUCCAUCUCAGGAUGUCCACUAUAUCAUAAUCUGUCAGCAGAUGAGUGCAAGGUGAGAGCACAGAGCCGAGAUAAACAGAUCGAGGAGAGGAUGCUGUCCCACAGACAGGACGACAACAACAGGCAUGCCACCAGACAUCAGGCACCAACAGAGAGACAGCUGCGGUACAAAGAGAAAGUAGCAGAGCUGAGGAAGAAAAGGAAUGCGGGAUUAACCAAGGAACAGAAAGAAAAGUACAUGGAACACCGACAAACCUAUGGCAACACUAGGGAACCCCUAUUGGAAAACCUUACUAGCGAGUAUGACCUAGAGCUUUUCCGAAGAGCACAAGCACGGGCCUCUGAAGACCUGGAGAAGUUGCGGCUUCAGGGCCAGAUCACAGAAGGCAGCAACAUGAUUAAAACAAUUGCCUUUGGCCGCUAUGAGCUGGACACCUGGUAUCAUUCUCCCUACCCAGAAGAGUAUGCUCGGUUGGGGCGCCUCUACAUGUGUGAGUUCUGUCUCAAGUACAUGAAGAGUCAGACAAUACUACGCAGACACAUGGCAAAAUGUGUCUGGAAACAUCCGCCAGGGGAUGAAAUUUACCGCAAAGGCUCUAUUUCUGUGUUUGAAGUAGAUGGGAAAAAGAAUAAGAUCUACUGCCAAAAUCUGUGCCUGCUGGCAAAGCUUUUCUUGGACCAUAAGACUCUGUAUUAUGAUGUCGAGCCUUUCCUCUUCUACGUCAUGACUGAAGCUGACAACACUGGCUGCCACCUGAUAGGGUAUUUCUCCAAGGAGAAGAAUUCUUUCCUCAACUACAAUGUGUCUUGUAUCCUGACUAUGCCCCAGUAUAUGAGGCAGGGUUAUGGCAAAAUGCUCAUUGACUUCAGUUAUUUACUCUCCAAAGUGGAAGAAAAAGUCGGUUCUCCAGAACGGCCAUUGUCUGACUUGGGUCUUAUCAGCUACCGUAGUUACUGGAAGGAAGUUCUUCUUCGUUAUCUGCAUAAUUUCCAAGGCAAAGAGAUCUCUAUCAAAGAAAUCAGCCAGGAGACUGCAGUGAACCCUGUUGAUAUUGUUAGUACUCUGCAGGCACUUCAGAUGCUCAAGUACUGGAAGGGAAAACACCUGGUCUUAAAGAGACAGGAUCUGAUUGACGAGUGGAUAGCCAAAGAGGCAAAAAGAUCAAACACCAAUAAGACAAUGGAUCCCAGUUGUUUGAAAUGGACCCCUCCCAAGGGAACUUAACUGGCCAUCACCCCUGAAGCCAGUGAAGAACCCCAGCAGUAGGAAGUACCCUAGGGAUCUCUGUUGUAUCUGUUGCUGUUGUGAUUGGCUGGUACAGUACCCUCCAGGAAGAUCAGUUCCCCUUGGUACUGUUCUGGCCCAGAUCUUUUGCGCACACCACAGACGCUGGUUCUGAGGAACUUUAUGUUUCGGCCUCAAUGAGGUUGCAAGGAUUGGAUCUGUAUAGGACCCAAAUGAAGCUCCUAGCAGCACUGGCCCAAGGAGUUCUGAUAUCUGGUACUGUACCUGUCCAGUCACUGGUCCUACCUUCAUGUUCUUACUCCAAUGAGGUUGUGUUGUGUCCUAUAAUCUGUUCGUGUUCCUUUCUACAGGCACUCUGCUUUCUAAGUCACAGACGGGACAGCUUCUGUGGCCUUUGAACGAGGUCUAUUAGUCUGUUCUCCAAAUUCUGUUCAUGUUUUGUUUGGGAGAAGCAUUGUAAUUCUACACUUAAGCAGGUUCCCAGCGUGUUGCCAGUAUAUUGUCUUUAGCAUUGUUAUAACUAACCUGUGUAUCAGUUAGUUUCAGUAAGACCGCAUGACGUCUCUUUAAAGAGCGCACAUAAUAUACCAGGUCUCCGUGUAACAAAAACUGACUGCUAAUAUUGUACGCUCAGACUUGCACCUGUCAGUGAGUGGUGUGGUCACUGGUGUUACCCUGGAAGAGUCAAGUUUAAUAGUGUGGGUGCAUUUGAUAUACUGUUAAAAAAUAACCCUUUUGGGUGCAGCAGGCUCUCCUGAGGUUACUACAAAGGCAUGGCAGCUAGACAGGCCUCUUAAGUCAGAUGUCAUUGGUUCCCUCUUGCUGGAGUUGGUGGUUUCCUUUACACAUACACUAAACUUGUUCCUGUAUUUCAGCUUAGUUGGUUUCCUAAAAUAAUUUUCAAUUGUAGCUCUUUGGAAGGAUUCUAUAUUAAAGGAAUACUAUUACUGAUUUCAAGUGAAUUUGAUAACCUUGUCCAAACAGCCACAGAAACUCUAUAAAGCAAUAUCAAUAGUUGUUAGAUUGUCUAAAGCAUACAUUCUGCACAUCAGCAGCGGCUCCAGCUAGCUGGGUGGAUGGUUGCUUCUCUGUUGACAGAACUUCCUGUCUGUUCUUGUAGCACAACAGUGACCCACGCACAUGUCCCUCUACUACCAAACAAAACCUCCAUAAAAUGGCUUUCAAAUAUAACCACUGUCCUUGUGCUGUGAGUUUCCUGUUUCUCUCAUACCAGGGGAGAAGUAUGAGGUGAGUGAUAGCUGCAGUUAGAUCUUUCCUAUGGCUUCCUGUUGUGUGGUGUCUGAAAUGAAGCUCUUACCAUGCACUGGUAAGGAAGGGCAAUUUCUUGUUAAUCACUGACCAUUCCCAGUAUGGAGAAGUUCUCUGUGGGCCCUUUCAUGGUGGGUUGUGUCUUUUUCUUUGCCUCCCUAAAUAAAUGGAUCUCAGAUCAAGAUGUAUAUCCUUGUGGGCAUUACUAAGGAUUGCUGUCAAGUGCCCUUGGAUCUUGUGUUGUAGCUGAAGAUAAAAUCUUGGAACCAUCUGGCAGGGUGGAAACUCUUGGGAAUGGGGAAGAAGGCCAGUCAUGUACAAAAACUAAACCCUGUUUCCCUUGAUGUGGUAGAAUGUGCUAUUCCUGUAUCUACUUCUCAAUAAAGCAUGUUCUCUGCUCAA
Pelodiscus sinensis (Chinese soft-shelled turtle) is the source of this 3540-nucleotide messenger RNA. It is a transcript of the gene KAT7, whose product is annotated as lysine acetyltransferase 7. Gene Ontology annotation, molecular function: chromatin binding; histone H4 acetyltransferase activity; transcription coregulator activity. Lineage: Eukaryota; Metazoa; Chordata; Testudines; Trionychidae. The record is from RefSeq and is a predicted model, not a curated record. Gene Ontology annotation, biological process: regulation of transcription by RNA polymerase II. Gene Ontology annotation, cellular component: histone H3-K14 acetyltransferase complex; chromatin; nucleus.